Closterium sp. Naga37s-1 is the source of this 2784-nucleotide messenger RNA. Lineage: Eukaryota; Viridiplantae; Streptophyta; Zygnematophyceae; Desmidiales; Closteriaceae. The record is from the annotation of a GenBank genome assembly.
AUGGUGCUAAGCGUAUCCCCCUCUUGCACCUCGUACACGCCCCCCUCCGCCCUGCCCCCACCCUCUCCCCCUGCCCUCCCAUCAGCGCUCUCCUCCUUCCUGCGAGCCUCUUCGUAUCCCCGGCAGAGACAGCACGGGCGGGUGAGGGAAGUGCAGCAUGGGGCAUGCAGCAUGGGGCAUGCAGCAUGGGGCAUGCAGCAUGGGGCAUGCAGCAUGGGGCAUGCAGCAUGGGGCAUGCAGCAUGGGGCAUGCAGCAUGGGGCAUGCAGCAUGGGGCAUGCAGCAUGGGGCAUGCAGCAUGGGCAUGCAGCAUGGGGCAUGCAGCAUGGGGCAUGCAGCAUGGGGCAUGCAGCAUGGGGCAUGCAGCAUGGGGCAUGCAGCAUGGGGCAUGCAGCAUGGGGCAUGCAGCAUGGGGCAUGCAGCAUGGGGCAUGCAGCAUGGGGCAUGCAGCAUGGGGCAUGCAAGGCAUGCAGCAUGGGGCAUGCAGCAUGGGGCAUGCAGCAUGGGGCAUGCAGCAUGGGGCAUGCAGCAUGGGGCAUGCAGCAUGGGGCAUGCAGCAUGGGGCAUGCAGCAUGGGGCAUGCAGCAUGGGGCAUGCAGCAUGGGGCAUGCAGCAUGGGGCAUGCAGCAUGGGGCAUGCAGCAUGGGGCAUGCAGCAUGGGGCAUGCAGCAUGGGGCAUGCAGCAUGGGGCAUGCAGCAUGGGGCAUGCAGCAUGGGGCCAUGCAGCAUGGGGCAUGCAGCAUGGGGCAUGCAGCAUGGGGCAUGCAGCAUGGGGCAUGCAGCAUGGGCAUGCAGCAUGGGGCAUGCAGCAUGGGGCAUGCAGCAUGGGGCAUGCAGCAUGGGGCAUGCAGCAUGGGGCAUGCAGCAUGGGGCAUGCAGCAUGGGGCAUGCAGCAUGGGGCAUGCAGCAUGGGGCAUGCAGCAUGGGGCAUGCAGCAUGGGGCAUGCAGCAUGGGGCAUGCAGCAUGGGGCAUGCAGCAUGGGGCAUGCAGCAUGGGGCAUGCAGCAUGGGGCAUGCAGCAUGGGGCAUGCAGCAUGGGGCAUGCAGCAUGGGGCAUGCAGCAUGGGGCAUGCAGCAUGGGGCAUGCAGCAUGGGGCAUGCAGCAUGGGGCAUGCAGCAUGGGGCAUGCAGCAUGGGGCAUGCAGCAUGGGGCAUGCAGCAUGGGGCAUGCAGCAUGGGGCAUGCAGCAUGGGGCAUGCAGCAUGGGGCAUGCAGCAUGGGGCAUGCAGCAUGGGGCAUGCAGCAUGGGGCAUGCAGCAUGGGGCAUGCAGCAUGGGGCAUGCAGCAUGGGGCAUGCAGCAUGGGGCAUGCAGCAUGGGGCAUGCAGCAUGGGGCAUGCAGCAUGGGGCAUGCAGCAUGGGGCAUGCAGCAUGGGGCAUGCAGCAUGGGGCAUGCAGCAUGGGGCAUGCAGCAUGGGGCAUGCAGCAUGGGGCAUGCAGCAUGGGGCAUGCAGCAUGGGGCAUGCAGCAUGGGGCAUGCAGCAUGGGGCAUGCAGCAUGGGGCAUGCAGCAUGGGGCAUGCAGCAUGGGGCAUGCAGCAUGGGGCAUGCAGCAUGGGGCAUGCAGCAUGGGGCAUGCAGCAUGGGGCAUGCAGCAUGGGGCAUGCAGCAUGGGGCAUGCAGCAUGGGGCAUGCAGCAUGGGGCAUGCAGCAUGGGGCAUGCAGCAUGGGGCAUGCAGCAUGGGGCAUGCAGCAUGGGGCAUGCAGCAUGGGGCAUGCAGCAUGGGGCAUGCAGCAUGGGGCAUGCAGCAUGGGGCAUGCAGCAUGGGGCAUGCAGCAUGGGGCAUGCAGCAUGGGGCAUGCAGCAUGGGGCAUGCAGCAUGGGGCAUGCAGCAUGGGGCAUGCAGCAUGGGGCAUGCAGCAUGGGGCAUGCAGCAUGGGGCAUGCAGCAUGGGGCAUGCAGCAUGGGGCAUGCAGCAUGGGGCAUGCAGCAUGGGGCAUGCAGCAUGGGGCAUGCAGCAUGGGGCAUGCAGCAUGGGGCAUGCAGCAUGCAGCAUGGGGCAUGCAGCAUGGGGCAUGCAGCAUGGGGCAUGCAGCAUGGGGCAUGCAGCAUGGGGCAUGCAGCAUGGGGCAUGCAGCAUGGGGCAUGCAGCAUGGGGCAUGCAGCAUGGGGCAUGCAGCAUGGGGCAUGCAGCACUGGGGCAUGCAGCAUGGGGCAUGCAGCAUGGGGCAUGCAGCAUGGGGCAUGCAGCAUGGGGCAUGCAGCAUGGGGCAUGCAGCAUGGGGCAUGCAGCAUGGGGCAUGCAGCAUGGGGCAUGCAGCAUGGGGCAUGCAGCAUGGGGCAUGCAGCAUGGGGCAUGCAGCAUGGGGCAUGCAGCAUGGGGCAUCCAGCAUGCAGCAUGGGGCAUCCAGCAUGAAGCAUGGGGCAUGCAGCAUGGGGCAUCCAGCAUGCAGCAUGGGCAGAGAGCGGGAAUCCAAGUGAGAAGGGAACAUGAGAAUGGGGUAGAGCGGUGUGAAGUCCUGGAGUCACAUGCAGCACCACCAGCACCCACCACCACCCACCCACCCACCCACCACCACCCGGCAGCACCCACCACCACCCAUCAGCAUCUACCAGCACCCAUCCGCACCAAUUGGCACCCACCAGAUCUCAGCCAUGCUGCGGCGAUCCCCAUGCAGGCGGCGAAUGACCAUCUCUCGCUGCUGCCUCAACACCAGCUCCGCCUGCUGCCACCUCGGCAGGGGCUUGGGUCCCCUCCGCCACCCUCCGCUGCUGCUGCCGCUGGUGCUGGUGCUGCUGCUGCUGCUGCCGGUGGUGCUGGUGGUGUUUCUUGCUUCUCCUGCUGA